Messenger RNA from Magnusiomyces paraingens, 1458 nucleotides. RefSeq lists its product as uncharacterized. The record is from RefSeq and is a predicted model, not a curated record. The transcript is spliced from 4 exons. Gene Ontology annotation, biological process: protein import into peroxisome matrix. NCBI's taxonomy places the organism in Eukaryota, Fungi, Ascomycota, Dipodascomycetes, Dipodascales, Dipodascaceae. The coding region runs from base 1 to 1458 and encodes 485 amino acids. Gene Ontology annotation, cellular component: cytosol.
AUGGCUGCUACUGUCGUGGAUACCACCUACUACGAACUCCUCGGAGUCGCGCCAGACGCCACUGAGCUCGAAAUCAAAAAGGGCUAUCGUAAAAUGGCUAUCAAAUAUCAUCCUGAUAAGAACCUCGAUGAUCCUAACGCCGAUGAAAAGUUCCAAGAGAUUAGUGAAGCCUAUCAAGUCCUCAGCGAUAAGGACCUCAGAAAACGCUACAACCAGUUUGGUAAGGACCAAGCUGUUCCUGAAGCCGGUUUCGAAGAUCCCUCAGAACUCAUCAGCAGUAUCUUUGGUGGCGAAGCCUUUUUUGACUUAAUUGGAGAAAUCUCGCUUAUUCGUGACAUUACGCGAUCCAUGCAAAUUGCUACAGAAGAAGAGGAAGAAGACGAAGAAUUUAAACCAGCUGCCACUGCCACAACUUCUUCCACUGAUGACCUAGCCACCAAAACUGGCCAACUCGCCAUUACAGACGGUUCCACCAUAGAUGCUACUCCCACUCCUACUCCUUCUUCUACAACAACAACACCUUUGGCUGAAAGCUCCGCAUCACACUCCUCACCUUCCGGCCUGCCACACCAGUCCUCCUCAUCUUCACCCCCACCACAAAGUGAUGUUGAUUCCAUAGCUUCCUCUGCUACCGAUGCCAAGUCUAAGAAUAAAGACAAGAAGAAGAAGGGUAUUCUUUCCGAAAAACAAAAACAAGAAAUUAAAAAGCUCCAUGAUGAGCGUGAUACAGCUCACCAAGAACGCGUUGACAAGCUUGUUGAAAAACUCGUCGAAAGACUUUCCGUCUACACUGAAAGCGACAAGAAACCCGCCGUCACAGAAUUCUUCCGAAAACAACAAGCUGAUCUUGCCGCAGAGCUCAAAAUGGAGUCUUUCGGUCUUGAGCUUCUGCACGCCAUUGGCCACACAUACUACACCAAGGGUUCCAACUUCCUCAAGUCACAAAAAAUGUUGGGCAUGGGUGGUGUCUUUGGAAAAUUUAAGGAAAAGUACACAGUUGUUAAAGAUACCUGGAACACGAUAUCUAGCGCCAUUGAUGCGCAGUACACUCUUCAGGACAUUGCUAAACUAGAAGAAAAGGGUGACGAACUCACAGACAUUGAAAAGGCAGAGCUUGAGCGCCACGCAAUGGGCAAGAUUCUAGCUGCUGCAUGGAACGGUUCGCGUUUCGAGAUUCAAAGCGUUCUCCGCGAGGUCUGUGACCGUGUUCUUUCUGAUAAAUCUGUCCCUGCAACUACACGUAUUGACCGUGCCCGAGGCCUUAUGAUUGUGGGUGACGUGUUCCGUCGUAUUGUGCGCUCUCCUGAAGAGGAAGAGGAGGUACGUGUUUUUGAAGACCUUGUACAGGAAGCUGCUGCAUCUAAGAAGAAGAAGAAAGAGCACAAGGAAAAGGGAGGAUUUUUCCACAAGGAAAAGGGAGAGGAGACUAGUUCUACACCAGUCUCUGGAACUCAUUAA